Molecule: messenger RNA, 1410 nt
Organism: Contarinia nasturtii (swede midge)
Lineage: Eukaryota; Metazoa; Arthropoda; Insecta; Diptera; Cecidomyiidae
Product: zinc finger protein 813-like
Exons: 3
Coding region: 145-1287 (380 amino acids)
Biological process (GO): regulation of transcription by RNA polymerase II
Molecular function (GO): RNA polymerase II cis-regulatory region sequence-specific DNA binding; DNA-binding transcription factor activity
Source: RefSeq, a predicted model, not a curated record
GAUUCGGAUUUUAAGCAUUACUUUUUGGAAACAUCAAUUGACCGAUUGAAAGCCACCUAUCAUCAGUUCGAAAUUGAUUUACGGUUCGAGGGGAAGGUGCCAAAUUGUACUGAUUUUCGAGCAACACACUCAGAUGGGUAUCAAAUGGUAAGCAAAGUGUCAAUUUCAAAGAUUGAUUUAAUCGAAAUCAAUGAUUCAAGCGAUGAUGAAGGCCACAGAGAAAGCACCACGAACAAUUCGACUCAAUUGGUCCGAAAACAGAAAUUGGAUGGAAAUAAUGCUUUGGCUUCUGUUCGCUACAAGCACCAUGCAACCAUUGGAAAUAGCACAUUGACAAAAGGGACCAGUGAUCGCAAUGAAUCUCGCAUUGGCUCAACAACAAUCAAAAGACGACGAAUCGAUAAGGAAAUGAGGUCAUUCGCUGAAGGUCGCCAGAAUAAAUCAAGCGCUUUUGAUAACUUUUUCAAAACUGUAGCAGCCAAUCGCCAGCAGACAAAUCAACAUCGAGCAAUAAACAGUUCCGGAAGCAACACUCGAUCGAUGUUGGGUGAAAGUCGUGUAUCCAGAAUCCCUAUGCAAAGGACUUUGGCUGAAACAAAUCAAAUCGCCAGUUUUGGAAAUGUCCCAAUUUGUGAUCAGCGCAUUAAGAUCGAGAGCACAAGUUCAAUGGACUCAUCAACAAGAAAUAUAUAUGAUAAUCCAAUCAUGAUUAAUAAAUCUAACAUCGCUUUUGACGACAAUUUAGUGAUUGAGUCGACUUCCAACGAACGACGAAAUGAACCAAGAAAUGAAGGAGCAAAGAUUUUGAAGAAUAAAACGCGGCCAUCAAUUCCAUCAAACCAGUUGGUAGUAAAAAAGCGAUUCAAGUGCCAACUUUGUGAAUAUUCCUGCAAUUAUAACUCUGACCUCAAGAAACACACGCGUACUCACACCGGCGAGAAGCCGUAUCCAUGUGAAAUUUGCCGCAAAGGAUUCACAAUGCUACAAAACAUGAAGAAGCACAAAGUGACUCACACCAACGAAAUCCCGUUCCAUUGCCGAGGUUGUUUCAGUGAAUUUUCCCAGGAGACCAAGAAAGAUGCCCACGAAAAAGUGUGCAAAUAUCGUCGAUAUGAAUGCCAUAUCUGCAAGAAAUUUUUCACUGUGGGUAUAACUCAGUUGAAAAUGCAUAUACGAAAGCACAACGGUGAAAAACCGUUCCGUUGCGAGAUUUGUAUGGUGCGUUUUACAUUCAAAUCUAAUCUGAAGAAACAUUUGAACACAAUCCACACCAAAAACAACUAUUGAACAAUUACAUCCAUCUCUAAAAUAUUUCCAACAUUCACGUCUGGCCAUGAUUGGCGUUCUGGUCAAAAGUAGAAACUCCAAAACCGAUUUGAUUCAAUAUAAUUAUUUAAAUUCAACACAAGC